Molecule: messenger RNA, 1419 nt
Organism: Hevea brasiliensis (rubber tree)
Lineage: Eukaryota; Viridiplantae; Streptophyta; Magnoliopsida; Malpighiales; Euphorbiaceae
Exons: 3
Coding region: 695-1228 (177 amino acids)
Source: RefSeq, a predicted model, not a curated record
AGUUACCCAGCAGAUCGGUCACACGGUGGCAGAUCGAAAAACACAGGGAGAAGACAUGCCAUGUGCUUAGCUGCGAUCAGAUAACUAACGAUAUCUGCCCUUCAUUGCCUGAUUUCCUUUCUAUCAAAGUUCCAAGUUUUUUCCCCUAAAGAAACAAAAGCAACAAAAAGAAUCACUGAAGUAAGCUUUAUACGUCAACCCAAAACUCUAUGAACUUCCAUUUUGCUUUCACUCACUCACUUUAUCUUUUUUCUCUCACCAUAGCAACAAAUCCACACGUAAGUCCUAUAAAUCUCUUCUACACUUUGUAGGGAUCUGGGUCUCCUUUUCCUUCUCAAAAAAUUCAUGGUAUAUGUUGCUUUUGCUCUGUUGCACUCUCAUUUCAACUAAAGAGGUUCUACACUUAGUUUAAUGUUGCAGAUGUUACUGUAAUAGUUAAAUUUUUACAGUUGGACCCAGAUCUUGAAAUGGGUGCAUUUUAAAAUACUUCAAUGAUGCGCCUAAUACUCGAAUAAGGUGUACAUGUCCCAGAUCUUGAAAUGGGUAUCGGAUACUUUUUCUUAAAAAAGUUUGGUUUUAUUUCUUUUUAACUGGGCAGUUGAUAUCUGCUUCUGGGUGGUCAUUCUGUUCUUGAAAAUCGAAUUUAAAACAAAGUUGGGUUUGGGGUUUUGUUUCUUUUUGAGUAAAUCCAUCGAUGGCUUAUCCAUCUGAGCAUUAUGGGUUGUGUAGUAAUGGCGCUUUAAGGAUAGUUUUGGCGUUGGUGGCUACAUUCUUGGUUGGGUACAUCGUGAAACCCCAGCUGUACUCGAGGCAGAGUUCAAGUGCUCAAACUUCAUGUCCUUGUGAUUGUGAUUGCUCUGAAGAAUUUGCCUUUUCCUUACCAUUAGGAUUUGUCAACAGCUCAUAUGCAGACUGUGGCAACCACAAUCCAGAUGUACAAGAAGAAAUGGAGAAGGAUAUUGUAGCUUUACUAUCAGAGGAAAUUGAUUUGCAGAAAAGAGUGGCUAAUGAUUCUUUGGAGCACACCAGGACAUUAGUAAUGGAUGCUAGGAAAGCCUCUUUACACUAUCAGAAAGAAGCAGAAAAGUGCAAUGCUCAAACGGAAACUUGUGAAGGAGCAAGGGAAAGGGCUGAAGCAGAAUUAGUAGAGGAGUAUAAGCAUUCAGCAUUGUGGGAGAAACGUGCAAGAGAACUAGGAUGGGAAGAUAGCAGUAAAAUGUAUACAUGAUGCAAAAUUCUUUUUAAUUAAUAUUAGGAUUUGAUUUGCAAUUUGCAAAAUAGCUUGUAUAACUAGCGCGCAAGUUUAUUGUCAAUACUCCUGGAGAAUUGCCGUUAGGCUGCCUUUAAUGCGAAGGAAAUUAAACCAACGAAAUGGUUCUGUAUUUCAACCUCUGAUUAAAAUAUUUCCUUUUUAUUUCU